AUGAGUGGUGAUUUACAAUUUACAUUUCAUCUCCAGGUCUGCAGUUCUUGCAGUUUGAAGAGUUCUUGUGAAAAAGCAUAUCUUCUUACAAAUAAAGAGGAUGAACCAAGAACUAUUGAUGUCCUGCGAGUCCUACUGACAUAUGGUUUUGAUCCAGUGAAUGGAUCAGUCAGUAAUAUGUCCAUUUUGAAAAUGAAAUAUGUGAAGACUGUUGUCCGUAAGUUGAUCCAUGAGGUAGUCAAGUUAGGUUCUGUUCCCAUAGAUCCAAAUCUUCUCCGUGUCACACGGAGACAUGAAAAAUUGACUGGUUCAUCCUAUCAAGAUCCUGGAGUCGAAUCCGAUGCGGCGAUACCAACAAGACUUCUUCCAUGGCAGAUCAACCAUUUGGGUCUAGGGAGGUUGGCUUGGUUGAGAAUUCUGUUCCCCAUGCUUCGAUGGUUCAAAUUGGUGGAUCUGAAUGUGGAACUGAACUUUCCAUAUCUUCAACCCUUGAUUCACCAGCUAGGUCUGAGAUCAGUUGGAGAGAUAGGACUGUUAACUCUGUUAAUGAUCGAAGUGUUAAAUUCUGUGGUUUCUGUAGAUUCACCACAGGUAGAGAAGAAGCCAGAUAUAGGUCCAAGCAAUGUGCAGCGGGAGCUGGGAUCCCAAUCAAGCUAUCCGGUGUCCAAGUCCUGA
Messenger RNA from Fraxinus pennsylvanica, 675 nucleotides. The record is from the annotation of a GenBank genome assembly. Lineage: Eukaryota; Viridiplantae; Streptophyta; Magnoliopsida; Lamiales; Oleaceae.